AUGGAUAUGGAGGAAGUGGAGGAAACUGAGGAGAGCACCAACUCGUGUUCGACGUCCACAUCGGCGUCCUCGGCGUCGAUGCGUGGCAAGAGACACUGCAUGGAAAUGCGCUCGGAGAAGCCGAUGUACCUUCGUCAGAAAGAGAAGAUCAUAUAUCCCAGGAACACCAGGACUCUGACCAAAACUGCUGUAAUUGGUGGCAAACCUAUUGAAGAGGAGACUUGCAUGGCCCUGAGAACCUUGGUUUUUGGGAGUUGCGCCAGUCCACCUAGACCAGAAUGGGCAAGAACUGGAUUUACAUUAAGACCUUAUGGUCAGAGCUUGGCGUUUGGUCUACGGGCACCGAGAAACACGACUAGGGGCCUUGUUACUGCUAUUCAAGCUAUUAUGUUGAAGCAUUUUUUGUUCAAGUACAAUAGGCAGGACACCCAUACCAGCCCAGAAAGCUUGCUGAAGCCGUCGUAUGACAGGCAAAUCGAUGUUCUGACAUCAGCGAUAGCAGAGAUCAUUUGGCGGUGCGCCGGAGGGUUCACAGUGCAGAGUACUGGUUGCUCGCCAAAUCAGAAUGUCACCGGAAAUGCAAACGUGCCCAGGGCCGUGGUAGUUCUGCCGCAAGAGACACCCUAUGUGCAACAUAGUGUGCAAUACUUUCAGGAUGGUCUCACGGAAACUCUGCAUUUAUUUGAGUUUGAAGCUCUGCAGGAUUUGGAGAUAUUUGUCAAAAGAUACUUGUACCUGUUUCAAGAUGAGGGUGGUCCUGGUGCAAAAUUACUCUUGUACAGCGCCAUACUUUCCAGAGGACUUUCCAAGAUACGAGGUGAUCUCGAAGACGCUAAAGGGUCGAUAUUGGGCGGUUGUUCAGAGGAGGGUCCCCCACAUGUGGUACUUCUCUCGUUAACCGGUCGUGCUUCGCCUCACCUUCACAAUGGGGUGCUGCACGUGGGGGAUGAAAACACAUACGCUGUGCCACAAUGGGGAGUUCUCGUGAGGAGCGAAAUAGGAUUUCUGGUGCACGAGGGCGACGGACAAUUGAGCAAACAACCAGGCUCACGCCUGAAGACUCCCAGUCUGCCGAUUUGGGUCACUCUGUGUCAUGGCCACCAUGGUGUCCUGUUCAACACGAACCGCGAAUUGCUCAGAAAUUACCACGCUGAACGACGUUUCGAGAUCCAGUAUUUCACUUGCGGCGGAAGCCACGCCAUUUUGACCGUUGACACUAGAUCGAAUUCCGGAAAUGAUUCAGAACUGGAGGGCUCGAGCAAAGAGUGUCCAGACAUUGCUGCGACUCCCUUGGAAAAACUCAUUCGUUCCAAGUGGCAAGACGCUCAUAUACAAUGGAACGGAGCACCUUUAAUGUGA
Habropoda laboriosa is the source of this 1359-nucleotide messenger RNA. RefSeq names its product protein FAM188B2. The coding region runs from base 1 to 1359 and encodes 452 amino acids. Lineage: Eukaryota; Metazoa; Arthropoda; Insecta; Hymenoptera; Apidae. The transcript is spliced from 10 exons. The record is from RefSeq and is a predicted model, not a curated record. Gene Ontology annotation, molecular function: K48-linked deubiquitinase activity; cysteine-type deubiquitinase activity. Gene Ontology annotation, biological process: protein K48-linked deubiquitination.